Molecule: messenger RNA, 387 nt
Organism: Effrenium voratum
Lineage: Eukaryota; Dinophyceae; Suessiales; Symbiodiniaceae
Source: the annotation of a GenBank genome assembly
AUGGUGUCAUCAAGAUCCGCCGAUGGCAGAGACGGGCAGGCCGGGAGUGUGGGCAGCGCGGGCGGCGGUAGCAUGGGUAUGAUGGGCGCGGCGAGUGCCUCCCCUCCAGGGAGCGCCAAUGGAUCCAAGCAAAGGAAGGGCAAGUCGCGCCGCAAAAACGUAAGCGAGGACGACCAAGAAGAGGCGGCGGCAGCGAUGAGAGCUCACACAGUCGCAGGAGACGCCGACGCCGGGAUCGCGAACGAGAGCGUCGCGGGCGUCGCAGUGGGCGCUCAAAAGCUCAAGAGAAAGAAAGAUCUCGCACGCCAGUGCGAUUGCCGGAGGUGGACCGGUUCAUCGACGAAAAUCACAUCAAUUCUGAAGCGGCUCUCAAGAUCCGAGCUUUGA